Nanorana parkeri is the source of this 2889-nucleotide messenger RNA. It is a transcript of the gene OGA, whose product is annotated as meningioma expressed antigen 5 (hyaluronidase). Gene Ontology annotation, molecular function: beta-N-acetylglucosaminidase activity. Gene Ontology annotation, biological process: glycoprotein metabolic process. The transcript is spliced from 17 exons. The record is from RefSeq and is a predicted model, not a curated record. NCBI's taxonomy places the organism in Eukaryota, Metazoa, Chordata, Amphibia, Anura, Dicroglossidae. Bases 92 to 2764 code for a protein of 890 amino acids.
AGAGCGAGCCAGGAAGAAAGGGGGAGCUGUGCGAGAUCUGUGAGGUGACCGGUUCCAGCCGGAUCCCGCGCCUGCGCACUGCGCUCACACCAUGGUGCAGAAGGAUGGACCGAGCGGGGCCGCCGAGCAAGACAAGCAGGCCGGAGCCAGCCCCCCUCUGAAUGCGGAGCUGCCCCCCAACACCGGAGAGGAGCCGGAGAUCCCCCGGGCCAGGCGCUUCCUGUGCGGGGUGGUGGAGGGGUUCUAUGGACGACCAUGGACUAUGGAACAGAGGAAAGAACUUUUCAGAAGGCUUCAGAAGUGGGGUCUUAACACCUACCUGUACGCACCAAAGGAUGACUACAAGCACAGAAUGUUCUGGAGGGAGAUGUACUCUGUGGAGGAAGCUGAUCAGUUAAUGACCUUGAUCUCCGCUGCUCAAGAAUUUGGGAUUGAGUUUAUAUACGCCAUUUCUCCCGGGCUUGAUAUAACCUUUUCCAAUCAGAAGGAAGUGUCCACGCUAAAACGCAAAUUAGACCAGGUCACUCAGUUCGGGUGCAAGUCGUUUGCUCUUCUGUUUGAUGACAUUGAUCACAACAUGUGUCCGGCGGACAAGGAGGUGUUCAGCUCUUUCGCUCAUGCACAAUUGUCCCUAACCAAUGAAAUUUUUCAGUACUUGGGUGAACCGGAAACCUUUUUAUUUUGCCCCACAGAAUAUUGUGGCACAUUCUGCUACCCGAAUGUGGCUCAGUCUCCUUACCUGCGAACAGUUGGUGAGAAGUUACUUCCUGGUAUCGAUGUCCUCUGGACAGGCCCGAAGGUUGUUUCUAAAGACAUUUCUGUGGAAUCCAUUGAAGAGGUUUCCAAAAUCCUCAAGAGAUAUCCGGUGAUUUGGGACAACAUACAUGCCAAUGAUUACGACCAGAAGAGGCUUUUCCUAGGGCCUUACAAGGGGCGAUCCACUGAGCUCAUUCCCCGUCUCCAGGGAGUCCUGACCAAUCCGAACUGUGAAUUUGAGUCGAAUUACGUGGCUAUUCACUCCCUUUCUACGUGGUAUAAAUCGAACAUGAAUGGCGUGAGGAAGGAUGUCGUAAUGACUGACAGUGAAGAUAGCACUGUGUCCAUCCAGAUUAAACUAGAAAAUGAAGGCAGUGAUGAAGAGUUGGAGACCGAUAUGCUGUACAGUCCUCAAAUGGCUUUGAUAUUGGCUCUGAAAGACUGGCUGGAGGAGUUCGGAGAACCUCAACAGUACAGCAGCAGGCAAGUCGCUCUCAGCGGGGCCAAGACUGGCGCUGUUGGAAUGGCGCCAUUGAUAUCCACUCAAUCCUUAAAUGCCGCAACAUCCGUCACUGCUAUGUACCAGCAGCCCAUAAUGAGCCAGGGAGGGGCGUUGGGCACCGAGCCACCUGUGCUGGCUAAAGAGGAAGAGAAGAAGCAGCUGGAAGAGGAGCCAAUGGAAAUGGUGGAAGAGAAGGUCGAGGAUGUCAACAAGAACGUGACAGACAUUGGCGAGGCCAAAAUGUCAGAAGAGUUGAAGCCUAUGGACACAGACAAAGAAGGCGUAGGGGAAGCAAAGUCUUCCGAAUCGUGCAUGCAAGAUGACGUGUGCAUGCAGACCGACGAGCAGAUCAGUAAAGAGCUGUUUGUCCCCGGGCCUAAUGAGAAGCCUCUUUAUACUGCCGAAGGUGUCAGCCUGGACGAUUUACAAUUACUGGCUGACUUGUUCUUUUUGCCUUAUGAACAUGGAGCAAAAGGUGCUCAGAUGUUGAAGGAAUUUCAGUGGCUCCGGGCGAACAGCAGCGUUGUGAGCGUUAACUCUGAAGGCAAAGAUGUAGAAAAAGUGAACGAGUGGCAUGCCCGGGCAGGAAAAUUUGAGGAGAUGUGCAGUGUGGUAAUGACCAUGUUUACUCGACUCUCUAACGUCCCCAACAGGACCAUCUUGUACGACUUGUACCCCUAUGUCUGGGACAUCAAGAGUAUUAUUGCUAUGGUGAAGUCAUUUGUGCAGUGGCUAGGGUGUCGUAGUCAAUCUUCAGCACAGUUCUUAAGUGGAGACCAAGAGCCCUGGGCCUUUAGAGGAGGUCUAGCUGGAGAGUUCCAGCGUUUGCUUCCGAUUGAGGCAGCAAAUGACCUCUUUUUUCAGCCUCCUCCCCUGACGCCUACCUCUAAGGUGUACACAAUACGACCGUAUUACCCAAAAGAUGAGGCCUCGGUGUACAAGAUCUGCAGAGAAAUGUAUGACGAUGCCAUGGAUGAUGUGCCAUUUGAAAGUCAGCCUGACCUGAUCGGCGAUAAGCUUGUUGGAGGGCUCCUGUCUCACAGCCUGGACUAUUGCUUUGUGCUGGAAGAUGAAGAAGGUAUUUCUGGCUACACUGUGGGAACUGUGGAUGUUUCUCCGUAUCUCGCAGAGUGCAAAAAUUCCUGGAUCCCUUUCAUGCAGGAAAAAUACGGCAAACCCAAGGGGGAUAAGGAGUUGUCUGCAGCAGAGAAAAUCAUGCUGAGUUUUCAUGAAGAGCAGGAAAUAUUACCCGACACAUUCCUAUCUAACUUUCCGUCAUUAAUAAAAGUGGACAUUCACAAGAAGGUCACCGAUCCCAGUGUAGCCAAGGGGAUGAUGGCGUGCCUCCUGUCUUCUCUGAAAGCCCAUGGAUCACGCGGUGCUUUUUGUGAAGUCAGACCCAACGACAAAAGAAUCCUCGAUUUUUACAGCCAGCUCGGCUUCUUCGAAAUUGCCAAAAUGGAGGGAUUCCCGAAAGAUAUUCUUAUCCUCGGAAGAAGCCUUUAAAUGUUUGCUGAAAAACAAAAAAAACUUGUCUGGAUUUGUUCCCCGCGAUUCCAUGUUUUUGCCGGCCGGAUCUUUGAACAACUCCUAUGCAUUCUACAACACAACGAUUCGAUCUUUAAUACAGA